CUCACAUUUCUGCCACUGCAUUGCUGCAGAAAGCAGCACAGAUGGGUGCAAAAAGCAGCAGCCAAUGCCCAUCACCUGCUGGUAUGUUUAUCAGACCCCACCAAGCUCACGUGUCUGCUGGUGAUUCUUCUCACAGUGGAACAACUGGUAAUUUUGGUCUAAACUUGUCGUCCUCACGUGAUGAGUUCAUCAAUGGCUUGUCUUCAUAUGGGAAUAAAGCUGCUCCAGUCACAGGCGGUGCUCCAGCCACAGCUGCAUCAGCAUCAGGUGGCCCUCUCCCUCCCCCUCAUCAUCAUCCUUCUCUACUUCAUGAUAUGAUGAUCAACAACACCGGAUUUGAUCAAGAAUCAAGUUUUGAAGACAUGGGAUUUGCUGGAAUCUUGAUCAAUCAUCACCCAUCAAAAAAAGAUCACCAAGAUUUGAGUUUUCAUGCAACCCUUGAUCAGUUUAGCACUAGAAAUAGCAGCAAUGAAGCUGCAGGGAUUAACAGUGAAGGAAUGACAAGAGAUUUCUUGGGAUUAAGGCCUUUAUCUCAAAGUGACAUUCUAAGCAUAGCUGGUUUGAGCAAUUGCAUGAACAAUAAUGCUUGUAAUGAGGAUCAGAACCAAACCCAAAAAUCUUGGCAAGGUUAGAUCUUUUGAGGACCCUUGAUUUCAAUUUCCCUUUUCUUUUUGAAUUUUGAUCACUUUUGUUUAAUUCCCUCUUAAUGGGGAGAAACUACUGUUCAAAGUUGAAACCCUAGCUCAUAUAUAUCUCAACUCUCUUCAAAUGUUUUCUUGCUGCAGCUUAA
Sesamum indicum (sesame) is the source of this 790-nucleotide messenger RNA. The record is from RefSeq and is a predicted model, not a curated record. NCBI's taxonomy places the organism in Eukaryota, Viridiplantae, Streptophyta, Magnoliopsida, Lamiales, Pedaliaceae.